AUGUCGACCGCCAACAAGUCGUUGGACCAGUACAUAGGGGAAACGGUCCCCCAUUCGUUCAAUGUUGGAUUCGUGAUUUUGAGCUACGCCAUCAGCACGCUCGGCGCCGGCUCGACCCUCGAACUGAUCCGCCGGCGAACCUCCCUCAAGGGAACGUAUAAUCUUCUCUUGCUCGGGGGCGCGGCGAUAUCGAUGCAAGGGAUUGCAAUAUGGUCCAUGCACUUCAUCGCAAACCGGGCGAUUACCCUGUUGAAUGGAGAGCCGGAUCUGCAAAUUGUCUACUCGGCUCGCACCACUGUUGCGUCGUUUUUCGUACCAAUCGUCGUUCUGCUCCUUGCGUUUCUCGCCGUCAAUAUCAACGAAGACGUCCGAUGGUGGCGCGUCUGUCUGGCGGGCUUGCUCUCAGGCAGUGCCAUCUGCGGCAUGCAUUACCUAGGCGAUGCGUCCAUCAGCAACUACCACUGCAGUUACAACAUCGCCAACGUCGUCGGCGCGGCCGUCAUUGCCCCUUCGGCUAGCACAGCAGCUCUGUCUCUCUUCUUCGUCUUCGCGAACGCCUGGACCGACUCGACCCUGAGGAGAAUUGGUUGCGCCUUCAUCCUCGCCGGCGCCGUGUCUGGAAUGCACUGGUGUGCGGCCUUGGGGACGAGAUAUAUGUUACGAUAUGUGCACAUUUCCACUGAUGGCGAGACUUCGAGGAAUACUACGGUCAUAGCAGUCAUCUGCCUGUCCAUUGUCGCAUCUUGUAUCAUGAUCACCACCGCCAUUUGUACCGCGCGGACGAGGAAACGAUAUGCUGCAAAGGCACAGCAGAUCGUCUUGGCGGCUGCAGUGUUCGACGAUCAGGGUAGGAUCCUAGUCAACCCAGAUGGCCUACUGCCCAGCCAGACGAUCACGGAGGUGUUUCCGCAAAAGUCAGUGGACGACAUCUUCAGCACGGCCCAUCCCCUAUUCCACUGGAUGUACAGGGCGUCCCGAAACUGGUCAAACGUCACGACCCUGCUCGACUGGAUGAAGGCGCACCUGGACUACCUCCCCCAUGGUGGCAGGCGUGGCAUGGGGUCCAUCAAACUAGUCCAGGAGAACGGCCAACUCGUCGAAAAUUACGACAUGAAAUUUCGCGAGCUGUUCUGUAUUGCUGCGUCCACGCUGUCGGCCCGGAUGGGCGAGGAUAUCGCCAACGCCGGAGCGCUCUGGGACGAGAUUUUCGCCACAGGCACUAGCAGCAAACCACGGCCACUCACCCAACCUUGGCCAACGACCGACGAGAUAGCUAACCCUAAUGGCCCGGAUGCCUGGUUGAGGCCGAGCCAAGACCUGAGCGGCCGAGGGUCUCUCCUAUUCUUGGUGCGGCAUGUCAGUGCAUCCCAUGAGAUGGCCAGACUUGAAGCUUCCGGGUUCCGGUUCGCCGAGCCGCGCCGUGUUGUCGACAUCAUCCGAUCGAGCAUGCAGAUCAGGACACAGCGGCUGGAGGGAAAACUGCUCGACAUGGCCACCUACACGGAGAGCACGGCCACAGUCGAGCCGGGAGUCCAUCUUGGCGUGUUUGCUCUCCGCGCCCGGGUGGACAGAUUUGGAUUCGACGUCUUGGUUAAUAGAAACUCGCGGAACACCCUCCCGACAGUUAUGCUACCUGUGAAGAAGCUUCAGCAGUGGCACCACGACUUUCUCCUAGACCUCGAUGGCCAGCCCGUGCCCACGCUCCUUCGACGGCUGGAGCUUAUGAACGACCCCCAGCCCCUCAAGGCCCAAUUCGCUGCCCAGCUGCGAGGGGCCAUCUCUGCCCUGGGGAACGAGAUCAAUAGCCACGUGUGCGAAGAGGCGUCACUUUCGGCUAGGGUCGUCCAGAUACCGUGCCGGCCGCUGGACGGCUCCUCAUCGGGCCCAAACACUUGCCCGCUCAUCACCCUGCAGGUCAUCCUCAAUAUCAACGCCACUGUGCACGGCCGGUCCUGGACAUUUGUGCCCCUACAGUUCUUUAAGGUGCGUCAGCUGGUGUAUGAAAACUCGCCGCACCAUGCCGUGUUCGGCCGCGCCCUGCACCGUGAGAUGUCCGCCAUUCUGUCGUCCCUACCG
Molecule: messenger RNA, 2076 nt
Organism: Ilyonectria robusta
Lineage: Eukaryota; Fungi; Ascomycota; Sordariomycetes; Hypocreales; Nectriaceae
Exons: 5
Source: RefSeq, a predicted model, not a curated record